Messenger RNA from Vespa mandarinia (Asian giant hornet), 1014 nucleotides. It is a transcript of the gene Spase25, whose product is annotated as Signal peptidase complex subunit Spase25. NCBI's taxonomy places the organism in Eukaryota, Metazoa, Arthropoda, Insecta, Hymenoptera, Vespidae. Gene Ontology annotation, cellular component: signal peptidase complex; membrane. Gene Ontology annotation, biological process: protein targeting to ER. The record is from RefSeq and is a predicted model, not a curated record.
AAUUGACGUGUACACAUCGAAGCGCUAUCUAUAAUCUACUGUAACCAUAUUUCUUAACCUAUAACCAUUACCGCUUUGCAAACAUAGGACGGUUCGAUCAUUUUGCAAGAUAUUCUUAAAUGCAAACGUUCUUUUACUAUUAAUUAAAAUGGGUGGUGUUGAAAAUACUGGAAUCAAAAUCAAUAAAUGGGAUGGAUCUGCUGUAAAGAAUGCAUUAGAUGAUGCAGUAAAGGAUGUUCUUACAAAAAAAUAUAAUUACAUAGAAAAUUUUGCUCUUCUUGAUGGAAGACUGGCACUCUGUGGAAUUGCAGUGAUAAUAGCUAUAAUCGCAUUACUUUUUGACUACUUAUAUCCAUUCCCAGCAUCUAAACCUGUUUUGAUAGUUUGCGUAUCAUUAUAUUUUGUUUUGAUGGGACUUUUAACUCUUUAUACGACUUAUAAAGAAAAAGGAAUAUUUGUUGUUGCUAUUCAAAGGGAUCCUGCGGGUUUCAAUCCUGAUCUCAUAUGGGAAGCAAGUUCAUAUAUGAAAAAGUAUGACGAUAAAUAUAGUCUCGUAUUGUCUGUUAGAAGUCCUUCCUCAGGGAUUACUAAUGAAACUACAGUAACAAAAUCCGUUGCAAAUUUCAUUGAUGUGAAUGGUGUAGUAAUACCAGAAUUAAUAGAAGCUGUUGUAACAGACAUGCAUGACAGUAUAACACGUCAGCGCAAAGAAAAGUAGAUUAUGAUUAUAUAAAAGUAUAUGAUUUUUAUUUUAAACAUACACUUCAAACAAUUUAUAUCAUUAAUUUCAUUUAUAUAUGUGCGAUACAUUAGAAAAAAAUAAAAAUAUUUGUUAAAACUUUGUGUUUAUAAAAAGUAAAAUAUAAACACAACAGAUAAUUCUUUAAGACAUUUUUGCGAACGUUAUGAUUCUUAAUACAACAAUUUCUAGAAAUUAUAUUACAUUAUAUUUGUUCAAUAUGAUAUUAUAUUUUCUGUAAACAUGUCGAAAAUAUUUAAAUUUAUACAAUGAAA